Symbiodinium natans is the source of this 2052-nucleotide messenger RNA. NCBI's taxonomy places the organism in Eukaryota, Dinophyceae, Suessiales, Symbiodiniaceae. The record is from the annotation of a GenBank genome assembly.
AUGCGCAUUGGCUGCUGCUUCAGCUGCUGGACCUUCCUGUACCUGGUGCUUCUGCCGUGCGAAGAAGCGUAUCCACUGAUACCACGAUUGACGCUCGAGCGGGCGCAGAAGCCGGUCUUCGGUAACGCCAGUGCUGUGUCUGCAGCGUGGCAGGCGCAGGUCAUUGGAGCGAAGCGCCGGGCACGGAAGGCUGGCAGCCGACCCUGGCGGCCCCACUCGCCGCUGGCAGUGCCAACCAGCUUUGGCGCGGCAGAAGAGGCAGAGCUGCCACGAUCCGGUACGGCCCUAGUCGUCUACCCCGCGCAUGAUUCAAGCGUGGCCGUCAGUAUUGAUGGACGCAUCCAAUGUGUAUUGGAGCUGGAGAGGCUCUUCAGGGAACGAUACUAUUGGCCGCGCCUGCAGGACACCGCUUAUGUGUGGAAAAUGGCCCUGCGCUUUGUGAGUGACCGGUGUGUUUGCGAGACUGAGUGCCCAACAAGCUUUGACUACGGUGCCGUGGUCCUCUUUUCGUCAGAUCCCGCAACAGAUCGAGCGGAAUACGCUCGGCUGCCUCUCAUUGUCGAGAAGGUCUUCAAAGUCCGGCAGUGGCGACUUAUUGACCAUCAUGAAGCUCAUGCGCGAAUGAGCUUCCAUGACUCGCGUUUGAGCUCUGCGGUGAUCGUGAGCUUUGACGGCAGUGGCAAUGAUGGCACCUUCAACGUGUACUUUGGGAAUGGGCGCCAGCUGUAUCGACUGGGUCAACUUGGCAUCGAGAUUGGAACUCGAUAUACAACCAUGGCGGCGUUCAUGUCUGAAGUUGCUCACCACGAUGUAGCGAAGUGCUGCAAGAACUUCGUUGAAAGAGCCGACAGGGAGCUGUUCGAUGCACAGUCGCUGGUCAACUUGCACCACUUCAAGUUCAGCCUGCUCGACCAUCUGGGUUGGGCAGGGAAGAUGAUGGCCUAUGCCGCCCUCGGGCCCCACUCCGCAGAGAUGCAUCAGUUGGUGAGAUGGUACUACCGGAACAGCUCUGAGGGCACGGACUACAUCCCAGUGCAGCUCAUCCGCCGGGCAUGUGAAUCUCUGGAUGGUCAGCGGUCUCUGGCGGCUGCAGCGCAGGCAGAGUUUGAGGAGUACGUUUUGGACUUAAUCCGGGCUAUCCUACAGGGCAUCAGUGAUCUUGGUAUUCCAGAUCCAGAAGGGCUUGUUCUUUCAGGUGGAUGCGCCUUGAAUGUUCGAACGAACCAGCGCAUCCUGGACGAAGUAUUGGAGGCUCGUCCGCCGGACAAGCGUAUGUCCCUGCACGUCACCGCCGCGCCCAACGAUUCGGGCCUUGCCGUGGGCGGCAGCUGGGCCAUCGUUCCGCCGAGCAAAUGGCAACCGCUCCAGUAUAUUGGCUAUCAUCUUUGGGAUUCGCCAUUCCUGCAGGACCACGUCACGAAUUGGGGCGCGAAGAAUCUGGAGACCUUAGGUGGUGUGGAGUACCUAGCAGAGCUGUUGUCUGGCGGCCCGGCUUGGCUGGCGGAAAGAGGCCACGAGGCUGCCAAGCCCAUCAUUGGGGUCGUGCGGGAUCGCCAGGAGUUUGGGCCCAGGGCACUGGGCCAUCGAUCGCUGCUUGCAGUGCCAGACUCCGACGAAAUGCGAGAUCGCAUGAAUAGGCUGAAGUUCCGCCAGUGGUUCCGGCCGGUCGCCCCGAUGAUUGCAGAGGAAGCCCUCGAGGAGGUGUUUGGGCGGCCAGUGAAGUCAACGUACAUGACCAUGGCGCCGCAAGUCCGCCCGGAGGUGCUUGCAAAGUUCCCAGCCUUGUCCCACCUGGAUGGCACCGCGCGUCACCAAUCUGUCAGUCAGGAGGAUGAGCCGUGGAUCCACGCGCUGCUGCUGGCCGUGGGCCGUCGGGUGGGUCUUGCGGUUCUCAUCAACACCAGCUUCAACACAAAAGGCAAACCCAUCAUCAACCGCGCAGAGGACUGUCUCAAAAUGCUCGAGGAGAUGCCAGAUCUCGAUUAUGUCCUGAUCGACGAUUGGCUCUUCCGGGCGCCAGCCGCGAAAGUUCAGCCAGCCGCGCGUGUGUAA